GCUCGGCCGUCCCUGCGCUGCCCCGCUGCCCGAGGCUUUACCAUGCUCCGAGCCUUUAGUCACACAAAUGGUAGGUGUGUGUUCCACCUCACUAAGUGCUGGCAUCAUCGUAAGUCUGUGCUGGCAAUCAGGAGGGAAGAUGUCAAUGCCUGGGAAAGAAGAGCGCCUCUAGCACCAAAGCAUGUUAAGGAGUUGACAAAGAUGGGAUACAAGGUCCUGGUGCAGCCAUCAAACCGGAGAGCCAUCCAUGAAAAGGAGUACGUCAAAGCAGGUGCCAUUAUUCAAGAAGAUAUUUCUGAGGCUUCUCUGAUAAUAGGUGUGAAGAGACCUCCAGAGGACAAAUUAAUCCCUAAAAAGAACUAUGCCUUCUUCUCACACACUAUUAAAGCCCAAGAGGCAAACAUGCCCCUUUUGGAUGAGAUUUUAAGACAGGAAAUUCGACUGUUUGACUAUGAAAAAAUGGUUGAUCAUAAAGGAAUGCGAGUUGUGGCCUUUGGAAAGUGGGCUGGUGUAGCAGGAAUGAUCAACAUUCUACAUGGAUUGGGUUUACGAUUUUUAGCUCUGGGUCAUCACACUCCCUUCAUGCACAUUGGGAUGGCACAUAACUACAGGAAUAGCAGUCAGGCUGUACAGGCAGUACGGGAUGCUGGGUAUGAAAUUUCACUGGGACUGAUGCCAAAGUCAGUGGGGCCCUUAACGUUUGUGUUCACGGGCACUGGUAAUGUUUCUAAGGGUGCUCAAGAAAUGUUCAGUGCUCUCCCAUGUGAGUUUGUGGAACCUCAUGAGUUAAAGGAAGUUUCCAGAUCUGGAGACCUCAGGAAAGUCUAUGGAACAGUAUUAAGUCGUCACCAUCAUCUUGUAAGGAAACGUGAUGGACAAUAUGAUCCAGCAGACUAUGAUAAACAUCCAGAAAAUUACAUUUCUCGCUUUCACAUUGAUAUUGCACCCUACACAACUUGCUUAAUUAAUGGCAUAUACUGGGAACAAAAUACUCCUCGCUUGCUGAGUCGGCAGGACACUCAGAAGCUGCUGGUGCCAGUUAAAUCUGCUGCUGGUGCAAUGGAUGGCUGUCCUGAAUUACCACACAGACUUUUGGCCAUUUGUGACAUUUCAGCAGAUACUGGAGGAUCCAUAGAAUUUAUGACUGAGUGUACAACAAUUGACAACCCAUUUUGUAUGUAUGAUGCUGACCAGCAUAUUACUCAUGACAGUGUCGAAGGCUCAGGGAUUCUGAUGUGUUCCAUUGACAAUCUGCCAGCUCAGCUUCCUAUAGAGGCAACAGAGUACUUUGGGGAUAUGCUUUUCCCUUAUAUUGAAGAGAUGCUAUUAUCAGAAGGAUCAGAACCUCUUGAAAAACAGAAUUACUCACCUGUUGUUCGAGGUGCAGUGAUUGCAUCCAAUGGCUCACUGACACCUAAGUUUCAAUAUAUCCAGAAACUGAGAGAGAGCAGGGAACAGGCUCAGUCACUGAAGAUGAAUUUUGAGAAGAGGGUUUUAUUGCUUGGAUCUGGCUAUGUUUCUGGCCCUGUGCUUGAAUAUCUCACUAGAGAUUCCAACAUUGACAUCACAGUUGUAUCUGUCAUGAAGGAGCAACUUGAUCAAUUGACAAAGAAGUACAGAAAUGUUACUCCAGUUCAUAUGGAUGUCCUUAUGCAUGAGGAACAGCUGUCCUCUUUGGUGAAAAAACACGACCUUGUGAUCAGUUUGCUGCCUUAUUCAGUACAUCCUUUUGUUGCUAAGAAAUGUAUUGACAACAAAGUGAACAUGGUAACAGCCAGCUAUUUAACACCAGCCAUGAAAGAACUUCAGGAGAGUGUAGAAGCUGCUGGUAUCACAGUUGUCAGCGAAAUGGGCUUGGAUCCUGGUCUUGAUCACAUGUUGGCAAUGGAAUGUAUUGACAAGGCUAAAGAAGUUGGUGCUACGGUUAUAUCGUACACUUCUUUCUGCGGUGGCCUACCAUCUCCAGAGCACUCUGACAAUCCUCUGAGGUACAAGUUCAGCUGGAGUCCACAAGGAGUGUUGCUGAAUACAGUUCAGUCUGCUACGUAUUUAAAAGAUGGAGAGAUUGUCAAUAUUCCACCUGGGGGAGCAUUACUGGAUUCUGUUACUCCAAUGGAUUUUUUCCCAGGAUUAAACCUUGAAGGUUUUCCUAACAGGGACAGUACAAAAUAUGCUGAACCAUACGGUAUUCAGACAGCUCGCACUUUACUGAGAGGCACCUUAAGAUACAAAGGAUUCUCCAGAACUAUGGGGGGCUUUGUAAAACUGGGAUUAAUUAACCCAGAUCCUUAUCCUUUGCUAAGCUCAAGUGCGCCACCUCUAACCUGGAAAGAGCUCAUGUGCAAACUGGUUGGAAUAAAGUCACCUGCUGAGCACCAUGUUCUUAAAGAAGCUGUAUUUAGCAAACUGGAGAAGGACAAAAAUCAACUGGAAGCAGUGGAAUGGUUAGGUUUAUUGGGAGAUGAACUGGUUCCAGCGGCAGAUUCCAUUGUAGGGGCUCUUGCAAAGCACAUGGAGAUGAAGCUGCCCUUUGGCACUGGAGAGAGAGAUAUGAUUGUUAUGAGAAGUGAAAUAGGUCUCAGGCAUCCUUCUGGCCAUUUGGAAGACAAAUUUAUUGAUCUGGUUGUCUAUGGGGAUAACAAAGGACAUUCUGCAAUGGCUAAAACAGUAGGAUACCCCGCAGCUAUUGCUGCUAAAAUGGUUCUAGAUGGUGAAAUAACUGCCAAAGGCAUGGUCACACCUUUGACAAAGAACGUUUACGGGCCAAUACUUGAACGUGUUCGGGCAGAAGGCAUUAUGUACAGUACUCGCAGCGUUAUCAAACAGUAACUGAAAGCACUGGGUUCAAUCAGGUUUUGGCUUUUUUUUUGGUUCCCCCAUCUCCCCUUUUAGAAUCCCAGUUUGGACCAGCUAAAGGCAGCACCUGCCAUUUCAUACACAAAUGUUGCCUCCAUAAAACCUGCCACCAGCCUUGAUGUAGAAACUGUAGAUACUCACAGAUUGUGAUAUUUUCCUCUUAAAAUUGUUAAGCUUUCAUCAUGUUUCAGCAUCAAUCAGAUCUUUCCUUAUAUAUUUUCAAAAAUAUAUCAGAAGGGUGUUUUUUUCGUUAUUAGAGUUUAAGCGUAUAGGGUUAUUAUUGUGACGAAUUUAAGCCGAAAGAAAAAUCUAUCAGUGGGUAAUUUUGUGGUGGAAAAAUCUGGGUA
This is a messenger RNA of Ficedula albicollis (Collared flycatcher), 3203 nucleotides long. RefSeq names its product aminoadipate-semialdehyde synthase (gene AASS). The transcript has 24 exons. Bases 43 to 2829 code for a protein of 928 amino acids. The record is from RefSeq and is a predicted model, not a curated record. Gene Ontology annotation, cellular component: cytoplasm. NCBI's taxonomy places the organism in Eukaryota, Metazoa, Chordata, Aves, Passeriformes, Muscicapidae. Gene Ontology annotation, molecular function: saccharopine dehydrogenase activity.